AAGAGGAGUUGAUUAACUCUCAUCUUCUCGUCACUCUCUAGCAUGGUGGUGUGGAGCCCAGUGCUGAAACUUUGCUUUGCUGUCUUCAAUCUCUCCCUCGUUGCUCUUUUAUGGGCCUUGGUCCCAUGAGAAGAGGGGAAAAAAAAAGCGAGCCUUUUGCUUGGUCAAAUCCUUCACAACAGUUCUCCCUUUUGAUUGCAUCCACGCACCCUCUGCUUCUUCAAUACUAGCUGAGAUAGAGAGGGGGCGAAAUUAACUAUAAUCCCACUUCUAUUCUCUCCUCUUUAUAUUGAUGGAUCCACAGAUCUAAUGCUUCCAUUUUCGGCUGACUUUCUCCUUUCCAACCGGGCCAUUCGAUAUCUCACCAUCUAUUGUCAAUUCGUCUGGUUUUGUGAAUCGUUCUCGUGGCGAGGAAUUCAGGACUGCUCUAAUCGUGACUGAAAAUUCUGGGGUAAGGAAGUUUUGGGGCCGUUGAUAGAUGAGGAAAUUCUGGACGGUUGUCUGGUGAGAUGAGGGAUGUUAUCACAGUUAAUGAACUUUCUGCGGGCCUGCUUGUGGCCAAGUUCGGAUCAAAAUGCACGUACAGGUUCAGAUGCCGGAGGUCGACUAGAUGGAUUGUUGUGGUACAAAGACUCGGGGCAGCACUUGAGCGGUGAAUUUUCAUUGGCUGUGGUCCAAGCCAAUAACCUGCUGGAGGAUCAGAGCCAGAUUGAAUCGGGCAGUUUGGGCUCCAGUGAGUCUGGUCCUUAUGGUACCUUUGUUGGUGUUUAUGAUGGGCAUGGGGGCCCUGAGACAUCACGGUUUAUUAAUGAUAACUUGUUUCAUCAUCUUAAGAGGUUUGCUUCAGAGCAGCAAUCAAUGUCAGUAGAUGUAAUUCGUAAGGCAUUUCAAGCAACAGAAGAGGGAUUUAUGUCUCUUGUUGCCCGACAGUGGCCAAUGAAACCACAAAUUGCAGCUGUUGGGUCAUGCUGUCUUGUUGGUGUUAUUUGUAAUGGAACCCUUUAUGUAGCUAAUCUUGGUGAUUCUAGGGCUGUUUUGGGAAGAGCGGUCAAGGCAACUGGGGAUGUACUGGCUGUGCAAUUGUCAGCAGAGCACAAUGUGGGGAUAGAGUCUGUAAGACAGGAACUGCAUUCUUUGCACCCUGAUGACUCACAGAUUGUUGUUUUAAAGCAUAAUGUAUGGCGUGUAAAGGGCCUUAUACAAGUUUCAAGAUCUAUUGGUGAUGUCUAUUUGAAAAAGGCUGAGUUCAAUAGAGAACCACUAUAUGCCAAGUUUCGACUUAGGGAGCCAUUCAAGAGGCCUAUACUAAGCUCAGAACCAUCAAUAUCAGUGUACCAAUUGCAGCCUCACGAUCAAUUUAUUAUAUUUGCAUCUGACGGGCUCUGGGAGCACCUUAGCAAUCAAGAUGCAGUUGAUAUAGUUCAAAAUAAUCCUCGUAGUGGAAGUGCAAGGAAACUGGUGAAAGUCGCCCUCCAAGAAGCAGCAAAGAAGAGAGAAAUGAGAUAUUCAGACCUAAAGAAGAUUGAUCGUGGGGUUCGUCGACAUUUCCAUGAUGAUAUAACUGUGAUUGUUGUGUUCCUUGACUCGAAUCUCGUGAGUAGGGCAAGCUCUGCGAAGUUUAAUAGUGUAUCUGUUAGAGGUGGUGGCAUCAACCUGCCUCCAAACACACUGGCACCUUGCACGACACCAGCAGAGGCUGGUGGUACCUGAUUUAAGUUGUAUCUUAUGUGUCUUGUUGUAUCUUUAUCUUGUGUGAAUACCAGGUGUCUUCAAAUAGCAAUGAGAGAAGCAGCACUUCAAUUUUUUAAAUGCGAAACUGUAGCUUACUAGAAUAGUAAUGCCUGUUAUGUUAGGCCUUCUGACAAAAUGAAAGAACAACGGGGAUCUUCCCAUGACCGUUAUAUGAGUUGUGUUUGCGCCAA
Molecule: messenger RNA, 1922 nt
Organism: Prosopis cineraria
Lineage: Eukaryota; Viridiplantae; Streptophyta; Magnoliopsida; Fabales; Fabaceae
Product: probable protein phosphatase 2C 60
Exons: 5
Coding region: 517-1710 (397 amino acids)
Biological process (GO): protein dephosphorylation
Molecular function (GO): protein serine/threonine phosphatase activity; cation binding
Source: RefSeq, a predicted model, not a curated record